Molecule: messenger RNA, 1559 nt
Organism: Trifolium pratense (red clover)
Lineage: Eukaryota; Viridiplantae; Streptophyta; Magnoliopsida; Fabales; Fabaceae
Product: polynucleotide 5'-hydroxyl-kinase NOL9-like
Exons: 8
Coding region: 325-1386 (353 amino acids)
Biological process (GO): cleavage in ITS2 between 5.8S rRNA and LSU-rRNA of tricistronic rRNA transcript (SSU-rRNA, 5.8S rRNA, LSU-rRNA)
Cellular component (GO): nucleus
Molecular function (GO): polynucleotide 5'-hydroxyl-kinase activity
Source: RefSeq, a predicted model, not a curated record
UACAACUAGUGUUUUAGAAACUCAAACCGUGAUAAUAGAUUUGGUAAAAACAGAGUCACAAUGCUGAACCGCACCUCUGUUGACCAGUCUUCAUUCAAAGAUUUCAAAGUAUUCAUGACAUUAUAUAGUGUACAAACUAAUCACAACAAACCGUGUUGUACUUGUACUAAUAUGAGAGACUCAAAUCAGUUGGUGUGGUUCACAUUCAACACACUUCUUGAAUGCACACAUACUGUUUGCAAGUUUGCAUCACUGAAGAGCUUUAUAAUCAAGAGUAACCUUCUUGAAAAUUUCAGAGAGUGAGAGUGAGAGUGAGAGAGAGCAAUGGAUUCAUCCCCUUCACCUGAUAUUUACAUCCCAGACCAAUGGACUAAGGCUGCAAACUUCAUUCUAUCAAGCUCAAGACCUCCCAUCACAUUCAUAUGUGGACCUGCAAACUCUGGGAAAGCAACCUUCUCCCGCCAUUUACUUAAUGUACUCUUCACCAAAUGUAACAGAGUAGCUUAUCUUGAUACCAAUGUUGGCCAACCUGAGUUUACUCCUCCUGGUUUUCUUUCUCUAACCAUUCUUCAUAAUCUCACACCAGAUAUGACGAUUCCAUGCCUGAAAACACCAGAGAGAUCCCUUUUCUUUGGCGAUGUUUCUCCUCAGAGAGAUCCGUCAACAUACAUAAAGUACAUACGCUCCAUUUAUGAUUAUUAUCAAAAGGAGUAUCGCACCUUUGAUAAGGGAGGAAAGUCUUCUAGGAUUCAGAUGCCUCUUGUAGUGAAUACUUCUGGCUGGGUUAAAGGUGUUGGCUAUAACAUGUUAGUGAACAUGUUAAAAUAUAUAUGUCCCACCCAUGUAGUUAAGAUUGGCAUAUCCACUGAAAAUAUGAAUUUGCCUGCUGGAAAAUUCUGGUUAGGUGGGAAACAUGAUGGAACAAUAUUGAUGGAGAUACGUGCUGCUCGUCAGGACUCAUUAAAUGGAUCGGGGCUUGCUCAGAACAAUGCUCGUCUCGUGCGUGAUUCACGACUAAUGGCUUAUUUCAGACAGUGCCUUCCUAGUGAUUCAAAUGUUUCAACUAUCAAGGAACUUGCACAUUCCUUGACCUCUCACUGUCCUUAUCAUGUUCCCAUUGCAAGCGUAAAGAUUCGACAUGUUCAUCGUAAGGUCCCAAGCUCUCAAACAUUCCACAGCCUGAAUGCUAGUAUUGUUGGCUUAGCAGUUGAAUCUAAAGGACCUGGAAAUUUACCCUGGUGCCUUGGUCUUGGCAUUGUGCGGGCCAUUGACAGUGUCAAAGGCAUACUCUAUGUGAUUACACCAGUGCCAUUUGAUUCUCUGAAAAAAGUUAACCUCUUGCUACAAGGUUAUAUCCAAAUUCCUACUGGUUUAUUGCAGGUCUAGGGAUGCAUAUCAGUAUCACCUUACAUGUCAGCAAGUGUAUUUUUCAUGAGUCAGCAAAGAGAACACCAUUAUAUUAACAGUCUAACAAGAUAUUAGCAAUCUCUCCAUUGUUAUUAUUAUUGUAGUAGUUAUUAUUAUUAUUAUUAUGAACUAGGCUGACAAUGUUACCGUGG